AUGCCUUCGUCGACGGCAAAUUCAUUGUCGACCACGUUCAAGGCACUGCAGCUGCCACUGGCGAUGCCCACCGGCACAGACUUUCAAAACUCGGCGGCCGAGUCCUUCCAGCAGCUCGUGCAGCAGUCGGCCUUCCCCAACUACCAACAGUACUACAACACAGCGCCAUCGAUGGACAACUCUGUGUGUGAGGUCACCUCAACCAUCUCGCCGUCCAACCUCAUCAACACCGUGCAUCACCAGCUCAUCAAUCAUCAUCUUCAGCAACAGCAGCAGCCCAUGUCGACACAACAACAGAUACAACAACAACAUAAUCAGGGUCAGAUGCAGCAACACAAUCAACUACAACAGCAUCAACAACAUCAACAACUACAGCAGCAUCAACAGCAACAGCAACAGCAACCAAUGUACUUCAAGGGCAACUUGAUAUAUCUCCCGCAAGGUCAACAGAACCAACAACAACAACCACAACAAUCGAUAUAUAACUUGGCACAACAGAUGGGCGGUGGCAUCACACCCAACAAUGCCAUGACGACCUCCACGACGACCACUCAGUCGACGACUCUCCCUAUUUAUAUUCCACAGCAUACAACAUCAACGUCAUCACCGCCUACGCUACAGACGGCAGGCGGACAACACCUCAUCAACCCACAAAACCAGCAACUUCAGCAAUCACCUUUUACCACCGAGCUCAUCAAUGGUUCGGCAGAAGAACAAGUCAACUACAUGGGUGUCCCCGUACUCAAGACAACACCAUUCCCUCUCACAACAUCUCUAUUGCCUCUGGCUACCAAUCAAUCACUGGUCCUAAUAGGAGACGUCGAUAUAUCAAUUGAACAACAGCCACCAUCGGAUGUGAGGACGCGAACACCAAACGAUCGAAGAACAUUCAAUUGCGUCAUUAGAGUGAUUGGAGACUAUGCAAAGAAUAAUGUCACAAUGGUGCUGGCGCAGCUGGCCUACGCCAACUCUCACACCGAGCGUCCCACACAGGACAUCCUCGGCGGUAACAAGCUGGUGCCAGUUGGCAAGGAUGGCAAGGUCGUUUUCGAUAGCCUAUCUAUGACAGAGGCAUCAACUAAGCAUCAGGAGAACGAGUUCUGUCUCGAGUACAUCCUCCUCACUGACGACAACAAGCGUUUCAUCUUGCCUAGCGGCAUGCCCUUUAUCAAGCGAUCCCGACCAUUCUAUGCAUACUCCAACCAAAAGGUUUUGUCAAGAAGAAGAAAUGUUACACUGCGAACACUUAGCCUAACAAAAGGCUCAACGAUUGGAGGGGAGCAGAUGCAUGUUGUUGGGUCUCCAUUCAUACGAUGCAAUUCGCUAAGAUGUAUCUUCCACACGCCACACGGUGAUAUUCCCGCCAACAACAUAGAGUUGUACAGCGAGUCAGUAUUAUUCUUCACACUGCCGCCCUACCCGUCGCCACCCAACUUUAGUCCACCGGACGGCACCGAGUUGCCCGUACAAGUUGUAAUCACCAACGAUGGCAGGAACUACAGCAAUCCACUGCCAUUCACUUAUAUAUUUGAAAGUAGUGGUACCAAGCGAUUGCGUUCAAGGUUCUAG
Molecule: messenger RNA, 1569 nt
Organism: Acytostelium subglobosum LB1
Lineage: Eukaryota; Evosea; Eumycetozoa; Acytosteliales; Acytosteliaceae
Exons: 3
Coding region: 1-1569 (522 amino acids)
Source: RefSeq, a predicted model, not a curated record